Molecule: messenger RNA, 2379 nt
Organism: Capsicum annuum
Lineage: Eukaryota; Viridiplantae; Streptophyta; Magnoliopsida; Solanales; Solanaceae
Product: AAA-ATPase At3g28580
Exons: 1
Coding region: 496-2121 (541 amino acids)
Molecular function (GO): ATP hydrolysis activity; ATP binding
Source: RefSeq, a predicted model, not a curated record
GGGACCAAUACAUAUGUUAAUGAAAUAUAAGUCUCCUGAUCAGGACAAAAAUAAUAUUCAACAUUGGACGUAGAAACCUUGUUCCAACAUGGAAUUUACAAAGCAGUUUCUUUCAAAAAGUAUAUGUGGUCAUGGAGCAAACCCAAGUUAGAUAAAAGAAAACGAAAUACUAUUCUCAUCGUCAUGUGAAUGUACUUUCUUUUUUAGUCUGUCAAAAAAAAAAUAUCAUCUUGAUCACACAAAUAUAUAUCUGAGACUUGUUUUAGAUCACAAGUACGUAGGAAGGAGAAAUGAGGGAGGAAAUUCCAAGAUGGGGAAUAUCGAACCGUCACCAACCAGGUGAAAGUUUAAAUAAUCAACCGAUUGAUCUAUUAAGAUUAUGUUUUUCUUUCUUUCCGUAAAGGCCUUGUGCACACACUCUGCCAGUUUCUCUCUCUCUAUAUAAGGCCAUCAUUUAGUGAACAAACAUUCACAUACACUUCAAUAUUUUUCAAGAUGAUGCAAGAUGUUUGGACUCAGUUGGGUCCAACCAUUGCAGCAAUCAUGUUCUCCUAUACCAUGUACCAGAACUAUUUUCCUCACGAACUUCGUGGUCAUAUUAGGAGGUAUACCGAUAAAAUUGUGAGCUAUUUCUACCCUUAUAUGCACAUUAUUUUUCACGAGCAUGAAACUGAUGGAUGGUUCGAGAGGAGUAAACCUUACGUAGCAAUUGAGAGGUACCUGAGCAAGAACUCAUGCACACAAGCUAAGCGCCUCAAAGCCAACUCGGUGAAAAAUGGGGAAUCUCUUGUCCUAACCAUGGAUGAUCAUGAGGAGAUAACUGAUGAAUAUAAAGGCGAGAAGGUCUGGUGGACUUCGAGCCAAAAAGCAGCCAGCAGACAGACAAUUUCUUUGUAUAGGGAGGAUGAGAAGAGGUACUUCAAGCUCAAGCUUCACAGAAAAAAUCGCGACCUUAUCACAAAUUCAUACUUGAAGUAUGUGUUGGAUGAAGGGAAGGCGAUAUCUGUGAGAGAACGACAGAGAAAGCUGUACACAAACAAUAAGGGAGAGGCAGGUGGUUGGUAUAGAUAUGGGGGGGGGAGGAUGUGGAGCGGAGUAGUGUUUGAGCAUCCAUCUACAUUUGAUACUCUGGCUAUGGAUCCAAACAAGAAGAAAGAGAUUAUGGAUGACCUUGAAACAUUUAGCAAGUCAAAAGACUAUUAUGCAAAGAUUGGCAAGGCAUGGAAGCGCGGUUAUCUUCUUUAUGGUCCUCCAGGAACGGGUAAAUCAAGCAUGAUUGCUGCUAUGGCUAAUUUCUUGCAAUAUGAUGUCUAUGAUCUUGAACUAACAUCGGUUAAGGACAAUACCGAGCUAAGAAAAUUGCUGAUAGACACUACUAGUAAAUCUAUCAUUGUGAUUGAAGACAUAGAUUGUUCCCUUGAACUUACUGGUCAACGGGAGAAGAAUAAGACGAAAGACAAGGAAGAUAAAGAAAAAAGCGAGGAAGAUGCCGUCAAGGAGAAGUUGAAAAAAGAACUAGAGGGUAAAGAAAAGAAAAGUGAGGUAACUUUAUCUGGUCUUUUGAACUUCAUUGAUGGUCUAUGGUCCGCUAUUGGUGGUGAAAGGCUUAUUGUCUUCACCACCAACUAUGUGGAAAAGCUUGAUCCUGCUCUAAUUCGGAGGGGGAGGAUGGAUAAACAUAUUGUACUAUCCUACUGUUGCUUUGAGUCCUUCAAGGUGCUUGCACAUAAUUAUCUCAACAUUAUUGAGUCACAUGUUUACUUUCCUGAGAUUCGUCGCUUAUUGGAGGAAACUAAUAUGACUCCUGCGGAUAUUGCUGAGAAUUUGAUGCCCAAGUCUUCAAAGGAAAAUGCAGAUAUUUGCUUGGAGAGAUUGAUUAAAGCUCUUGAAACCGCAAAGGAGGAAGCAAAAUUGAAGGCUGAGGAAGAGGACAGAGCAAAGGAGGAAGCAAAAUUGAAGGCCGAGGAAGAGGAGAGAACAAAGGUGGCUGAAAAGGAGAAGGAAGAGAAAGAUCCGGAGAAAAAGAAAGAAUUAAAAGAUACUGAAGAAGCCAAGAAUGCUGAUGGUGUAAACAACAAAGAAAAUGGUGCUAAGGAAAAUGGUGAUGUGAGCAAAGAUUGAUUAGUUCACAUAUAUGAAACUGUUAGAGGUGUUUUAGCUCUAUGUUUUCUACUUUAUUAGUUGUAAUAAGUUUAUUUUAUGUUUAUUAAGCUAGUUUAAGCAUUCUAGUUAUGCAAAUGGUUUUCAUAAUAAGAAUAAUGUAUAUGUUACAUGUAUAACCAUCAGUAGCAUAUGAGAUUGAUUGCAUUUCUAAUAUGGUUCACAUGUAGCAGACUCAUAAUAAAAUAUGAUUCUUGAAGUGGUUUGACGAUUAACAAA